Messenger RNA from Centruroides sculpturatus (bark scorpion), 1280 nucleotides. Its product is annotated as ARS-binding factor 2, mitochondrial-like. NCBI's taxonomy places the organism in Eukaryota, Metazoa, Arthropoda, Arachnida, Scorpiones, Buthidae. The record is from RefSeq and is a predicted model, not a curated record. The transcript is spliced from 2 exons.
AAACAACUAGUUGCUGGAUUUUUUACGAACAACAAUUGCUCGUAACAGAGUUAACCUACGAACAAUUAGCGUCUGUGUUCUUUUGUUGUAAGUAAUAGUGUAUUGUUUUGUUUUGUACAAUAAAACUUUGCACCGCGUAACCGUAGCAUGGUUCCUGGUCGAAAAAAUCGGAAGUAUGCAAAUUGCGAGUGCCAAUUUCCUCGAUUUUCGGCUUUUAAACAGUCGUACGUCAGAAGUUCGACAGCGAAUUCGAAUUACAGACGUAUUCCUAAAAGGUUUAGUCGCAAACAGUUAAGAGAAAUCAAGAAGCGAACGAACUUCCCAGAAAGACCUGUGUCUUCAUUUUUGUUAUACUUCCGCGAUCACCAGGGCGCUCUGAGAUCGGAAAAGAAAUGGAAAAUAACAAAAGUUGCCAAAAUUUUGGGGAAAAAGUGGAGAAAUUUAGACGAAGAUACAAAAAAUCGUUACGUAAGUAUGGCCGAAAAAGACUGAACUAGAUAUCGGAAGGAGAAAAAUGCUCUUCAUCCUUUGGCGUCAAGUCCUACGAAAUUGCUCAAAUACGAAUCGAGGCCAUAUUUGCCGAAGAAAAAUGUACCCGCUUUCAUGUUCUUUUAUAAAAAUACGUAUCGGUACGAGAGAGAGAAAAAUCUUACGUUGAAAGUUUGGCAAGUAGCUAAGAAAUUAGGAAGAAAAUGGAAGGGUAUGGAGAAAGAAGAGAAAGAGGAAUACCUAGAGAUGGCCGGCAGAGACAGAGAACGAUACUAUCAACAGAAGAAAGGAAUGACUCAUCUAGAUCCAAAAAUGGUUUCGUCCGGUCGUGAAAUAAACUAUUUCGAUCCGUUUAAAUUGCUGUUCAAAGACAACGAACGAGGCAAAUAUAAAAGUCUAAAUGGGAUACUCGAGUAUAAAUAUCUGUUAACUGUGUUGUUUCUGAGAAUUGUAUUCGAUACCAAUCCAUUCGCAACUCUGCAAUAAUUGCAAAAAACUUUCAAAAUUGUCAAAUCCUUUCCGAAUUAAUAAAAUAAAGCAAUUCUAGUUAUUUUCUUCUCCCGCCGGCACUGAAAAGACAUUUUUCGUAUCUCCAGACCCGGGUUCCUUGGCCAGUCACUUACUUCGAAUGUCGUGGUGGGUCGGAUCCUUCUGUAACGGGUGGAAUUAUGCCUUAGGUGAAUCGUGUGCUAGGAAACGUGACGUCAUUGCCGUAUCGCGUAAUGCCUCCACUAUUCGGCGAAAAAAAACGAAGCAUCCACCAGGAGAAUGUUCUCGGGAAACGUCACGGA